GAGGUCUCACAGAAAAACGGGAACCAUUAUAAUACUCCUUUCCCAACUUCCAGAAGUUUCUUUUCCAGACUAUAAAGUCUGCAUGAAGGAUUUGGUGUCAGGGGAAGCCGACAGAUCCGAGAGGCUGCAGAAGUUUUUGGGAGCUCUGAGAGGCUGUAAACUUACCACCUCCGAAAUCAUGUUGGUGUCAAGCGUGGUUCUCCUGUGCUUACUGGCUACUGUGAGCGGGGGCAAGACCCUCAGCAGCCAUGCCUCCAUCCUGGCAGACAACAGCGCCAAUUUGGCCUUCAGCCUGUACCACAAACUGGCAAAAGAGAAGGACAUCGAGAACAUCCUGAUUUCCCCUGUGGUUGUGGCCUCCUCGUUGGGUUUGGUGGCUCUUGGAGGGAAAUCCAACACUGCUUCUCAGGUCAAAACCGUCCUGAGCGCCACUACGGUGAAGGAUGAGCAGCUGCACUCUGGGCUGUCGGAGCUUCUCACUGAGGUCAGUAACUCAACAGCACGUAAUGUCACCUGGAAGAUCAGCAACCGUUUGUACGGGCCCAGCUCUGUGAGCUUCGUCGACAACUUUCUGAAGAGCAGCAAGAAGCAUUAUAACUAUGAGCACUCCAAAAUAAACUUCCGUGACAAGCGCAGUGCGGUGAAGGCCAUCAAUGCAUGGGCAUCAAAGUCCACCGAUGGCAAGCUGCCCGAGGUGACCAAAGAUGUGGAGAAGACAGAUGGAGCCAUGAUCAUCAAUGCCAUGUUUUAUAAACCACACUGGGAUGAGCAGUUCCAUCAUAAGAUGGUGGAUAAUCGUGGUUUCUUAGUGCAUCGCUCCUACACCGUCUCUGUACCCAUGAUGCAUCGCACAGGCAUUUAUGGCUUUUUUGACGACACAACCAACAACCUUUUAGUUCUGGACAUGGCACUGGCCCAUAAGAUGUCGUCUGUGGUGUUCAUCAUGCCGUACCAUGUAGAAUCCCUGGAGAGAGUGGAAAAACUGUUGACACGUCAACAACUCAACACCUGGAUCAGUAAAAUGGAACAGAGGUCAGUUGCGGUGUCACUGCCUAAAGUCAGCGUGGAGGUCAGCCACAACCUGCAGAAACAUUUCGCUGAGCUGGGUCUGACCGAAGCUGUGGACAAGGCCAAAGCUGAUCUGUCUAACAUCUCAGGGAAGAAAGACCUCUAUCUGUCCAAUGUAUUCCACGCCUCGGCCAUGGAGUGGGACACGGAGGGAAAUCCACCCGAUACUAGCAUCUUUGGUUCCGACAAGCUCAAGAACCCCAAACUCUUCUACGCUGACCAUCCCUUCAUCUUCCUGGUGAAGGACAAGAAGACAAACUCAAUCCUUUUCAUGGGCCGGCUGGUCCGACCGAAGGGUGAUAAAAUGAGGGAUGAAUUGUAAUUUGCAAAUUUAAUGGCGCUUUUCCACUGCAUGGUACGGCACGGUACGGUUCACUUUUGGGGGUUUUUCCACUG
Sinocyclocheilus anshuiensis is the source of this 1464-nucleotide messenger RNA. Its product is annotated as serpin H1-like. Gene Ontology annotation, cellular component: endoplasmic reticulum. Gene Ontology annotation, molecular function: serine-type endopeptidase inhibitor activity. Gene Ontology annotation, biological process: collagen fibril organization; negative regulation of endopeptidase activity. The coding region runs from base 83 to 1390 and encodes 435 amino acids. The transcript has 5 exons. Lineage: Eukaryota; Metazoa; Chordata; Actinopteri; Cypriniformes; Cyprinidae. The record is from RefSeq and is a predicted model, not a curated record.